Molecule: messenger RNA, 5223 nt
Organism: Acinonyx jubatus (cheetah)
Lineage: Eukaryota; Metazoa; Chordata; Mammalia; Carnivora; Felidae
Product: translation initiation factor IF-2-like
Exons: 3
Coding region: 1-990 (329 amino acids)
Source: RefSeq, a predicted model, not a curated record
AUGGCAGUUCAGAAACUCCAGCGGCUGCUUGCCGGGGUUCAGUCCCGGCUGUCGGCUUCCUACAACCACACCUCGCAGUCCUACACACACACACACACACACAGCACCCACACCGACGCCCUCGCGGGCGGGCGCUGUCAGUCCCAGCACCCACCCGCUGUUUGGGCACCAAUCGGCCCCAGGACGCACGCGGGCGAGAGCCGGGCAGAGCGGGCGGCGCACCGGAGGGGGCCGGGACCUCGAGAGACUCCGGGGCGGGCAGGCCCUGGCCCUGUCUCAGCCCGCAGCCCGCCGUCCCGACCCGCCACCACGCCGCGGAGCCGGCGCCGGCGAGCGCAGGAAGAGCGAACUGGGUCCCGAGGCCCUCCGGCCCGGCCCGGCCCCGCGGCUCCUCUUCGGUUCCCGCCGCUGCGCCCUGCUCGCGGGGUCCUCGCGCUCCUCCACGACCCCGGGGGCCACAUCUCCCUGCGCCGGGACUCGUCCCUGCCCGCACUGGUCCCACGUAGACAGGCUGGCGCCUGCAGCCGAGGACGCACGCCGAGUGAGACGCACACGGCCCCGGGACGGUGGCUCGCUCCGGGCCGAAUCCCUGGCUGGGGCGGCCCCCGUCGGGUCGCGGGAGCGAAGCCCCCACGCCCCCCCCCCGGGUGGCACAAAAGUGCGGGAGGCCGUGCGGGCGGGAUCGGCCGCCGCCACCUUCCGCGAGGGGUCGGGUUGACGCUCGGCGCGGCGGACCUGCAGCCUGGGGUCCCGGCCCGCGCGCAGGGGUGGCGGCUGCAGCCCCGCUCGGUGGGGUCUCCCGCGGCCCUAUUCUUUGCCAUUUCCCUUUCCUUCAGCCCUUCCUUGGCGAACUCUUCACUGCAGAAAACUUUCUCCCUGCGUUUUGGCCCCACGUCCCUUCUGCCUUCAGACUCCGCCAGGCGAGGAAGGGCUAAGGCAGCCGGGGCCGCGGUGUCCGAAAGGAAAACCCAGAAGUGGCUUCUUGCGUAACCCUUCCCUGUACAGCCUGCUGUCUGCUGGCCUGGCCUUCCAUCCCAGAGAUAGCAGUGUUUGGAUUUGUUAUGUAAGGAAGGGAGGAUUAGAGGUUUACUCUGCUCCUCCUCCCCCCACCAAAAUAAAAGUCCUCAAAAGGUGCCUUUUGCAGACACCGUCUUUUCCAACAGCAGCCCUCCUAGAAGAAGUCAGUCUGGUUCCUAGAGCUGCUCCCAAGCUUGGGCCCAGCGCAAUCCUCUGAGGAGACUUGCCAGCUUGCAGCGAAGGAAGAGUCCCUGAUCCAGGGUGGACCGGCUUGUCGGAGGAAGUCACCAUAAGGCUUCUGAGGCUGGCCCUUACCUGGCUCAGAGGACUAGCUUUCUGUUGGAGAAGGCUGCUGCUAGAAUUUUGCCCCUUCUUCUGUGUCUGCUCCUAGGAGCAGGCAUCCAGACCACGGAGAGCAUUCCUCUCAGCUGGGGAGCACACAUUCUCUGUGCUUUGAACGCCUUCGCGGUGUUCCCCAUGCAUUUUCCACACCUUAUGUCUCUCCAGCAUCUAAAGUCCCCUUUUCCAUCGUGAGACACAAAUUACCUUAAAAGAUGAAUUUAGAUAAGAAGAUCAGAGCUGACUGUUCUCACCUGCAAGAAAUUAAAUGUAUGAGAUAAAUUGCUGCUCCAAUUUGGAAAACCACCUAAAUUAUUAAUAAGGGUUUGUUCCGAGGCAAAAUUCAGAAUGCCUUUCUGCAUUCUUUGCCUGUGAAGUUAUUUUCCUGUAAAGUAGCAGCCGCUUGUUACACAUUCCUUUUUAUUUGUAUCAAAAAAGGGGAUCCUGUCCUCAGGCUGGAGGGGCAGCCGCAGAAGCAAUGGGAGGAGGCCUGAUACUUUCUGGAAGAAGCCAGUUUUGGCGUGAGAAAGGGGCAGAAGUCCACAAAUUCAAAACUUCUAUCGCCGUGCCUUCCCUGUGAGGCUCUGUGCGUUUUACAGGGGCUUACACUUCUUUCAGUAAACAGGCAGGGGCGUGGGAAGCUUAGGGGUGCUCAUUUCAGAGCUGGAGAGAGCAAGGCAGGCAUUAAGCCUGGCCUGUGACUCCAUCGGGAAUCAGGAGCUCACUCUCAAGUCCCCUUGUUUCUUCUCGUGUCACUUUCACUGCCUUGACCCUGCCAGGGUUAUGUGCACCUGUUUCCUACUCAGGCGAGGCCCUGGGCUUGGAUUGGUCUUGGGGACUCAGCUCUGCUUUCCCUGAGUGGGCCGCAAAGGGCUGCAUCUCCCAAUGCAAGGCUUGGCAUUGGCCCUCCUUGGUGUCCUGGGAACUGGAGCCCGGUACACAUGUCCCUUUGCAUGGACAAGGGGCAGCGAGUUCACGAGGUCAUGGGGCACAAGAGGUGUGGCCAGAUCAUGAGGUUAGUCCUGUUAAAAUGGUUCACUUAAUUCUCUGAAGUGUGGGCUACUAUUGUCCAUGAAGACGGAGAAGUAGGCCCAGACCAGGCACCUCUUGCCCAGCAGAAGAUGGAAAACUUGAGUCCCCCCCCCCAUACCAAAAUUUGUAUUUUUGGCAUCAGAUUCCACAAGUUCACAUCCCUUAUCUGAAACACCUGAGGGGGGUGGUGGUGGUGAAGAGCGUGGGGGAAAAUAUGGAGGGGUGGCAAAUAGCCCUUGUGGAGGAGAGUUUCCUUCUAAUUCCCUUUGCACAGGGUAGUCUCUUUCCUGGGGGUAUAAUUACCAUUUUCCACACACAAGUCUCCCUGCCCGGACACACAGAUGGACGAUGGGCUCCUGGAGAUACAGCAGGACAAACAUAAGGGGAUCAGAGGGAAACUACAGCAUCAGUCUCUCACGGAGAAGCCAGCAGCUUAUGGUGGUCCUGGGGUGUGCGUGUGUGUGUGCGUGUGUGUGUGUGUGUGUGUGUGGUGGGGCCCACUUGGGCAUUGCUAGCUUGGGACAUUGAUGCUUUUCAUAAUCAACAGACCCCUCACCUUUCAUCUGUUCUCAGUUGAACUUUCCAGCAAAUGGAUCAUAAUUAGCAGAGCAAGUGUCUAUAAAAGCAGCAGCCUCUAGGUGAGGCAGUUUUGAUGGAAUCAUCCUUAGUUUAACCAAAGCUGUUUCUGGUGCAGUAUGGAAACUUCGAACCUGCACACAGAUGUGCUUACACUCUUAAGGCAGGCACGCGCAUAAACACGUAUGCAGCUCGCUCUUAAAUUCACAGAGGCAGGCAAGCAUGUAUGUGCACACGCUUAAAUCCCCAUGCGCUUAUCUGCUGUAUCUGCACUCUCACACCGUGUGCACGAAAGGCACACGAUUGUGCAUAUACCUGUAUGGAUUUAUGCUUGCAUUGAAAGCCAAGGAUUACAUACGUGUAAACACCCUGACAAAAUGCAUUUGGGUCCAUGAUCGUCUUUACAUGUUCUCAUCCACAGACAUACGUGCUUUGUGUAUUGGGCACUGGCCUUCACACCGCCCCCCGCCCCCCAAGCACCGUGUAACAAGUGAAAUGUGGCAGUGGCGGGGUUAAUGGAGGCCCAGACUCCCAUAAAUAUUUAUAUGAAGCACUCGAGAUCUGGAAGCAAGAGAGGAAAGCUCUGGAAGCAAGAGAGGAAAGCUCGCCCCACAAGCCCCUGUCAAUCAUGUACUGCUGCAUGUUACCUGUCACAGCCAAGCCAUACAAUAUGAUUGUACAGUAUGACCACCGUGAGGGUCACUUUUAUGCUGGUGCACAGGGCCCAUUCCGUGCCUGGCCAGGCAGCCCAGCAGAUGUGCCAGGUUGGUAGCCACUCCUAGGAUUCUCCUGCAUGCUUCAAAAGGAAGCCUUUCAACAUUGCUGCUGCAGGUGCAGAGUUGAAGGCGGAGCAAAAGCUUCUUGAAUAUCUGAGACUUGGCUUCUCCAGUGAAGACAGAAGCUAUCCUGGCAAGACGGCCUGUGGGGGGCGGCUUGUGAACAGGUGGGUGCCAGAGAGAGGUGGGGCUCCUGGGCUGAUCGGAUCCAGCUUUGCUAUGGCAGGGGCUCCAGCUUCUGGAGCUGCUCUGGCCCACCAAAACUUUGGGUCCCAAAGGAACCUACUGUCCCAGUUCUCCACAACUGCUACAAUCCUGCGUUCAGCGAAUAAUCUGCUUCCGGGCCUGCCACCUAAGACUAUCCAUUCAAUCGCUGAACAAACAUUUGUUGUGUGUCUUCCAUAUGCCAGGCAUUGUGCUAGGUGUUGGCAAUACAACAAUGAACAAAACCAGAAAUAAUCCCAGCAAACAAUCCUCGUGGAGUUUACAGUCUAGCAGGAAAGAGAGAGCGUGCGAGCAGUUAGAUGUAACAGGAAUCGGUGUAGAGUUUCAAAAGGAGAAAGCAACCCGGAUCUCUGAGAGCAUCUGUACUAAAGUGAAGCUGACCUAGCCUGGGGAGAGUGAUCAGGGAGGGCUUCCUGGAGGGGGUGAUAUUCGAGCUAGGAUAUGAAGCCUGGAUAAGCAUUAUCCAAGUCGGAUGGGUAAGGGAAGAACAUUUUAGGUCUAAAUUUUUUUCUGGAAUGGGAAAUUUCUUUCUCCUUGCUCAGGACAUGUGCUUGGUACUCCCUCUGCCUGCACCGUCUUAUUUCAGAGAGAGCUGUGGCCAGCUCCCUCACCCCCUUCACUUCCUUGCUCAGAUCUGUCUCCCUUUCCUGAUGAGGUUUAUCCUGACCACCCUACCUGAUCUGGCAACCUGCUCCCUCCCGCCUCCCUGGGCGCUCCCGACCUGCCUUAUUCUGCUCUACUGACCCUUUUCUUCUCACCCCUCCCCACCUAAUGCUAAUCACCUUGGAACACUGGAUUAUUUACUCAUCUAGGGCUUAUUUUCUGCUUUUUCCUGCCAGCACAUAAGCCCUGUGAGGUCAAAGUCUGAUGACUUUUGUUCACCCGUGUCCCUAAGCACUAUGAGCGGUGCCUGGCACUCAGUAAGACCCCAAUAACCCAGUAGUUGGUUGAAUGAAUAUGUGUUGAAUAAAAUGUACUUAAAAAGGAAAGGGGUCAUGUCUGUGAAAGCAUGGCUUUGAGGUCCUAGCUAUCUCUCAUCUAUCUAUCUAUCUAUCAUCUAUCAGUAUCUAGUUUUUUGAUACUCCUUAAAAUACAUACUGCUAAUUAAAAAAAAAAACAACAACAUUGUUUGUGUAUCAUCCACUAAAAUCUUGCAUCCCUCAGUGGUACCCUUUGGGACACAUUCUGGUAUCUGUGUGUGAGGAGAGAGGCUGACAUCUGAUAUGAGAGGCAGGUCAGGGAGCACUGGGCGUUGGGG